This is a messenger RNA of Toxotes jaculatrix (banded archerfish), 2315 nucleotides long. Its product is annotated as golgin subfamily A member 7-like. NCBI's taxonomy places the organism in Eukaryota, Metazoa, Chordata, Actinopteri, Toxotidae. The record is from RefSeq and is a predicted model, not a curated record. Gene Ontology annotation, biological process: peptidyl-L-cysteine S-palmitoylation; Golgi to plasma membrane protein transport; protein targeting to membrane. Gene Ontology annotation, cellular component: Golgi stack; palmitoyltransferase complex. Bases 71 to 502 code for a protein of 143 amino acids. The transcript is spliced from 6 exons.
CUCCGGAAAGGAUAUCUUGCAGUACAUGCUAAAAGCUGCUAGCGGAAGAUAAACAGAAACCUUGUUCAACAUGGCAGAGACUCACAGCUUGCAGGACAUGAGGCAACAGGCAGCCGUUGCUGCUAAAGUCUUCAUUCAGAGAGAUUAUACAAAUGGUACUGUGUGCCAGUUCCAAACCAAGUUCCCCUCUGAGCUGGAGACCAGGAUUGACAAGCAGCAGUUUGAGGAGACGGUGCGGACGCUGAAUAAUCUGUAUGCUGAAGCUGAGAAGCUGGGAAGCCAGUCUUACAUUGAGGGCUGCCUGGCCUGCCUCACAGCGUAUACCAUCUUCCUGUGUAUGGAGACUCACUAUGAGAAGGUUUUGAAGAAGAUCGCAAAGUACAUUCAGGAGCAGAAUGACAAGAUCUACGCACCACGAGGCCUCCUGCUCACCGACCCCAUUGAGAGAGGCUUACGAGUUAUUGAGGUCACCAUCUUUGAAGACAGAAGCCUGACUAGAUAAAAGCUGCCAUGCAGCUGUUGAGCUGAGCGGAGUGGCCCAGCACCAGUGCCCACCUCCCUGAGGACCACCCAGACCUGCACCCUUAAUACUGCGUCUCUACAAUCGGUUCCUUUCCACUGUCAUGUGCAUGUCAAGUCUUUUAAGACAUCCUUUGUGACCUAGUUUGAGAUUUUGUACCCAACAGUUAUUCAUGUUAUUUUUUUCAUUCUUUGUGAAUAGUGUAGGGUUAAGGACUGUUGUAUGCCUGUUAGUUGGAGAGAAGUUAGGAGCUCAUGAGUAAACUGAUAUACUAACUCUUUAUUGACAUUCUUCAAGCCAUGAGUAAUUAUCCUUUGUUUAUUUUGGACUAAAAAGUUUUUAAUGAGUAGUAUUUGUGAAAGCAUGAACUUUUGUAUAGUUUUUUUUUUUUUGGACGUUCCUUUUUGAAUAAUGAAGCCAACACACAGGGUAACUUAUUUUUUAUGAAGGUUUAUACAGCUCACUCACACCCAUGCUUUUAGUGACUGUCUUUGGCUGAACGGAGGAAAUAAUUUUAUCAAGAUACAGGGAACUCUGGUUAUCAGUGUGAUCUUCUGCAUGUUCUGCACCUCACAGUUUAUGUACCUCUAUUCUUAUUCAUAUAUUCUUGCAAGGGUGCUUGGUAGCGUAUCACCUUUCCUGCAUGUUUCCUUUGUAGAGUUUGACCUUGUGGUUAACUGACUGCUGAACUCUGUCAGGCUCCAAACAUUCCAGUCAAACCGUCCCACUCAUAUACUCAUGUACAUCUUUCUUAUUUAUGCAUCGAUUUAUGAGAUUCUUCUGUUACUUUCUGAAAAGCCAAAACUUGUGCUUGCUUUGUAUUUAGCAUGUGCUAUUGUUAUUGCUAAUCCUCAAGUCAUGGUUAUUUUUAUUUGUAAACUGUGCUAUGCAUAGUGUUUGGUGACUACUGUUGAUUUUUGACUCAUGUCUAAUGAGCAUAUAUUCAUAUGUUGGUAGGAGAUUGCCUUUGACCGAAGUAUUACAAGUGCUCUUGUUAGUCGACAGUGCCUGUGAUGGCUUUGAACGUGGCCUUUGUGUACGGCUAAAGGCCCAGUCACGCCAGGAUCUAACACAGCUAAAUUUCAGGUUAAUUGCAAUGGGUAGAUUUGCUUAUGGGCACAAAGUAAAUCAGCACAAAAGUUCUACAUUGACAUUGGUGAACUUUUGACCUACAGCAGUCCUGACAGUGACUAUCUUUGAGGGGAAAGCACCAGAGUUAGCUCACCUGCUACGGCAGUUAAACAAGCUAGCCCUAUGAGUGUAGUCACCAUGUCCCCCAAAACUUGAAGAGAAAACACUAAGACAUGCUGAGUAUUUUGGCUGUGCGAUUUUCUGGUGUGACCAGGUCUAAGCUGUGAGAUUAUGUCAGUCAGCUCUGGAUUCUGUUCACUUAUUGCUCACAAGCAACUAAAUUCCAAGAUUAAGAUUCUGCAAUUUAUGCAGGAAAAGCUUUGUUUAUAUUAGUGAAACCUGGACAGAGGUUGAAUAUACUGUAGAGUGUAUGGAAAUGUUAAGACGUCUCAUGAAUGUGAUGGACAGAAACUCAUUUGAAGCAUCUUUGAUCAUGAUGUAACUCAGUGUGCAGGUAUAGAGUUUUGAAUGCCAUAGCUAAAGAAUGAACACUUCAAUCAUGAUUGUGUAAAUAAAGUUUCAUUAAUUUUGGAUUUAGCUCAUUCUUUAUUUAUCAGGAGUCAGUUCAUCAGUUAAUUGAACUUUUCUAGGCUCUUUUGUUUUCAGUUGAAAUCCAAAUGUUUUAUUAGUCCACACGUUGUAUGCUCAAAUAAAUCGUGUACAU